Molecule: messenger RNA, 588 nt
Organism: Moneuplotes crassus
Lineage: Eukaryota; Ciliophora; Spirotrichea; Euplotida; Euplotidae
Source: the annotation of a GenBank genome assembly
AUGGAUCCUGCGAGAAAUGGAUAUGGAGCUAUAGGCCAAGAUGACCCAGAGGAAAGGAAAAGAGCUCAAGAAGAUUCUACAAGGAAAGAAAUAGUGGCUCAGGAAACCCCUAUUCGUGCGUAUUGCAAAUUCUGAUUAAAAACAUACAUGACAAAAGUUGAGAGUGAAUGCAACUGUAGUGAAGUUCCUCUGUGCUUAUACAUGGUGUUGUUCUGCCCUCUCUGUUACUGCUGUCUUCCAAACCAAUGAAGACAAACUAGGCAAUUUUACCACUCCUGCACUAACUGUAACCAAAAGUUAUUCAGAGUUGUCAACAGUAUCACCUCUGCAUUCCAGUUUAUGGGGCAAGAAAUUGAAAAUGUUGGAGAAGAGAUCAAAGAAAUGGAGGAACAGAGAAGAGAUGAGGAAAGGCAACAAAGAAAUGCACCUGGUGCAGCAUCAGGAGGUGCUCCAGGAGGUGCUCCAGGAGAUGGUGCUGCUGGAACUCAACCACAACCCUCAUCUCACCCUCAAGAAGAAAGGGUAGUUGAGAUACCCGACUAAUAAACUAAAACUUAUGAUAAUUCUUAUGUUACAAAUCUAAUGUGC